AUGUUGGUCACACAAAAGGUUCGCAAAGAAGUCAAACACAAAGCCAUGUCUUCGGAGUACGUCUUCACGAAUGACACGCCGGUGGUUCAAUUGGACGCUGAGAUCGCCUUCAAUGGUCUCACAGACGAAGAGAAACUUUACGCGCAUUACUUGUCGAAGAGCUGUUGGUUUGGAUCCAUUGUCUGCUUGUUUCAGACUUCUCCCGAAUCUCCGCUUAUAUUCACUCUCUUUCGGCGUUUAUUUGCCGAACAAUCGGUCGAAGAGUUGAAAGUUUUGGCUCAAAGUGUGGCUCAAUUUGAGGACAACGAGUGGCGGGCAUUAUUAGUGUAUUUGUCGGCGUUUUUGUCAAAUAUGGGAAAUUAUCGCUCUUUCGGAGACUCGAAAUUCAUUCCCGAUUUGUCCGCCAAUAAAAUGGACGCUUUUGUCCGCAAUUCC
This is a messenger RNA of Medioppia subpectinata, 435 nucleotides long. Lineage: Eukaryota; Metazoa; Arthropoda; Arachnida; Sarcoptiformes; Oppiidae. The record is from the annotation of a GenBank genome assembly.